AUGAGAAUUAACAAAGAUGAAGCAGUCGACCUCGGUGGUCGAUCCAUCCAAGUCGUUGUGGGAUCUUCAACUCCAGUGACAUUCAGCGUACAUGAGAAGGUGAUCUGCGCAUCCUCCGAUUUCUUCAAAAAGGCUGUGCUGGGCGGCUGGAGAGAAUCAGAAGAAGGACUGGUCCGGCUCGAGAGCGACAGCCCAGACGUGUUCAACGUCUACAUGCAGUGGUUGUACUACCGCACAAUUCCUGUGCGGAUCGACGAGCCAGGGAUUAGGGGAAAUGCUGAAUAUAUGCUGCUGGCGAAAGCUUUUGUACUUGGGGACAAGCUGCAGGAUGGCGGCUUUCAAGACGCCGUCAUGGAUGCAAUGGUGGACAAGACGUCUUCCGAAGCGUCCGACAGCCAAAAGUGGUUUCCAGUCGGUCCCGUCAUUCGCUUCAUCUACGAAAACACGCUCGCAUCAUCCAAAGCGAGACUGUUCCUCGUAGAUGUAUACACAUUCCACGGACACGGCAACUGGUUGACGGAUUGGGCGACUCAGGACGAUCUUCCCAAAGAAUUCCUAUUCGAUGUCGCUCGCUCGAAGUUGGUGCCGCGGUCAGUUUCCGCCGGAAAAACAGCUAUCCGGGUAGGGUCAUUUGGGUGCAGCUGA
Fusarium falciforme is the source of this 645-nucleotide messenger RNA. RefSeq lists its product as hypothetical. Bases 1 to 645 code for a protein of 214 amino acids. The transcript is spliced from 2 exons. The record is from RefSeq and is a predicted model, not a curated record. NCBI's taxonomy places the organism in Eukaryota, Fungi, Ascomycota, Sordariomycetes, Hypocreales, Nectriaceae. Gene Ontology annotation, molecular function: protein binding.